This is a messenger RNA of Pundamilia nyererei, 1306 nucleotides long. RefSeq names its product syntaxin-2-like. Gene Ontology annotation, biological process: exocytosis; synaptic vesicle fusion to presynaptic active zone membrane; intracellular protein transport. The coding region runs from base 64 to 834 and encodes 256 amino acids. The transcript is spliced from 9 exons. Gene Ontology annotation, molecular function: SNARE binding; SNAP receptor activity. Gene Ontology annotation, cellular component: presynaptic active zone membrane; plasma membrane; SNARE complex. The record is from RefSeq and is a predicted model, not a curated record. NCBI's taxonomy places the organism in Eukaryota, Metazoa, Chordata, Actinopteri, Cichliformes, Cichlidae.
UUUAUUACACAGGUGAGCUCAUCGAACUGUGCUAACAAGAGGAAGGGCAGAGAGCAGGACGAAAUGACGGCCACGAAAGACAUGGAGGAUUUUUUCAAAACGGUGGGGGAGGUGAGAGGCCUCAUUGAAAAAAUCUCCUGUCAAGCAGAGGAUGUGGAGAGAAGACAAGCUGCCAUCCUUGCUUUUCCGAGUCAAGACAAGAGAAACAAAGAUGAGCUGGAGUUGCUGAACAAUGAGACCAAGAAGAAUGCUAAGUUAAUCAAAGCAAGGCUAAAAUCAAUGCAGAAGCCUGGGGAUGAGACCGGAGCUACAGUAGCCCAACGUAUUAGGAAUAACCAGCACUCGUACUUGACUCGGUGGUUUGCUGAAGUCAUGAAGGGUUACCAUGAGGCACAAAUUUCCUUCAGAGAAAAAUGCAAGGCAAAAAUUCAGAGACAGCUGGAGAUUGUGAAUAAAAGCACUACAGGUAAAGAGUUGGAGGAGAUGUUGGAACGUGACAAUCUUGCCAUCUUCAUAUCUGAUAUCACCUCUGACAGUCAGAUUUCCAGCCAGGCUUUGACUGAGAUUGAACUUCGCCAUCAGGAAAUCCUCUGCCUCGAGUCCAGCAUUAAAGAUCUGCACGAGAUAUUUGUUGACACUGCCAUGAUGCUGGAACUCCAGGGCGAGUUAAUCAACAACAUAGAAAGAAAUGUCACAACUGCUGCAGAGUAUGUAGACAGAUCAAAGGAAGAAACAAGCAGAGCUGUUGACUACAAGAAGAAUCCUUAUAAGAUAACAUUUCUGCCGAACUUCAUGAAGUCCCUCAAGAAAAAUAGUGCCCCUGAUCCUGUGUGAACAGUGACUACACCAAAUGUCCUGGUGUGCAUUGAAGUCAGUUUUAUCUGAUUUAUGUUGCCUGUGUGCCCCUCAGGCUCCUUUCUAAAGGAUUUUGAUGACGCUGUUGUUUUAUUAAUGAAAAUAAUUCAUUUGAUAAUAGUAAAACGAUUCUGUGGACAAGGCAGCAGCUUCCUAACACCACGUUCAGUCAGUGUAUUUAGAUUCCUAGUCCUCAGGGUUUACGUUGUAGAAAUGGCAAAACAGCCCCUUUUAUGUUUUCCUUCAGUCUCUUAUUUAGCCAGUAGGUGUCAUGACAACACUACAGUGUUCCUUCUCUAUUUGCUGCCCUUUAAAACUAUGGUGCUGCAUAUUGUGUUGUUUUGUUUUUUUAAUGUUUGUUUUUUAAUGGUUUAAUAUAGCACUGUGUUAAAGUGAGAAAAAAUGUCUGUAAACUGACCACGCCGAUCUCAAAAUAAACCUGUGAGGAAUG